AUGAGUCGAGCGCUGUGCAAGGCCUUCGCCGUCGCGCUGCUGGCCGGCGGCGCCAGCGCCUUCGCGCCGCCUCGCGCCGUCGCGCUGCUGGCCGGCGGCGCCGGCGCCUUCGCGCCGCCUCGCGCACGGACUCGACGACCAUGCCUGCGCCGCGCCGCACCUUUUGACGACGCGCUCGCGACGGUGCAGGCCUUGCCCAUCUUCGAGGUCAUGGACGACAUCCGCGCGAGCGUGGCGCGCGCGGGCGCCUACGUCUUUCUGGAGGCGCCGCCGGGCGCGGGCAAGACGACGACGGUGCCGCUCGCGGCGGCCGCGGAGCUCGACGAGGGCCUCGUGAUCGUCGUCGAGCCGCGGCGCGUCGCCGCGCGGGCCGCGGCGCGGCGCAUGGCGAAGUCGCUCGGCGAGGAGCCCGGCGGCCUCGUGGGCUACGCCAUGCGCGGCGACGCGAAGCGAUCGACACGGACGCGCGUCCUCGUGGUCACCGACGGCGUGCUGUUGGCCAUGUGCCGCGCGGACCCGUCGCUCGCGGAGGCGACGGCCGUGAUCUUCGACGAGUUCCACGAGCGCGGCGUCGACAGCGACGUCGCGCUGGCCCUGUGCCGCGAGGCGCAACGCGUGUUUCGGCCGGAGCUCCGACUCGUCGUGAUGUCGGCGACGCUGCUGGGCGACGGCGCCGUCGCCGCGGGCGCGGCGGUGAUCGCGAGCGCGGGCCGCGCGUUCCCCGUGGACGUGAGCUACGCGCCGCGGGGCGCGCCGCGGCUCGCGGCGCUCCUGAGCCGCCGCGGCGCGCUGGAAGACGCGGUCGUCGAGGCGACGACGGCGGCGCUCCGCGACGCGCCGGAGCGGGGCGACGUGCUGGUCUUCCUCCCGGGCGCCCGGGAAGUUAGGACUGUAGCGGCGGCGCUCCGCGACCGCCGCGGCGACGUGGACAUCUGCACGCUCUACGGCGCCAUGCCGUCCGAGGCCCAGGACGCGGUCGUCUUCGGGACGUCGCCGCGCCGCCGCGUCAUCGUGGCGAGCCCCAUCGCCGAGGCGUCGCUCACGCUGGCGGGCGUGACGGCCGUCGUCGACUCGGGGCUCCAGCGGGUCGCGACGAUCGACGAGGACACGGGGCUCCGGCGCCUGACGACGCGGGCGAUCUCGAAGGCGUCCGCGGCGCAGCGCGCGGGCCGGGCCGGACGCGUCGCGCCGGGCAUCUGUUCGCGUAUUUAUCCGGAGGGCGACUUCGCCAAGUUCGCGGACUUCGCCGAGCCCGAGAUCCGCUCCGCGGACCUGUCCCGCGUCGCGCUGCUCCUCGCAUCCUGGGGCUGCGCCACCGUCGACGAGAUGCUCGACCUGCCGUUCGUCGACGCGCCGCCGCGCGAGCGCCUCGACCGCGGGCUCGCGGCGCUGCGGUCGCUCGGCGCGGUGGUCGACGGCGCCGCGACGUUGACCCCCUUUGGG
Aureococcus anophagefferens is the source of this 1443-nucleotide messenger RNA. RefSeq lists its product as hypothetical. Gene Ontology annotation, molecular function: ATP binding; nucleic acid binding. The record is from RefSeq and is a predicted model, not a curated record. The annotation marks the transcript as partial. NCBI's taxonomy places the organism in Eukaryota, Pelagophyceae, Pelagomonadales, Pelagomonadaceae. The transcript has a single exon.